AAAGAAGCAGGUUCAACCAGAGCUCCUCCUUGAACUGGUUUUGUCCAAACUUCCACACUUGAACCUCCUCUUGCUAAAAUAAUCAGUUUGACAGAUACAAACAAAAAUCAAUAAAUAGAUUCAUAAUAAUAAAUUACAAAUGAAAAACAUUAUUCCGCAACUGGGGGCAUAGAAAGGAUUCCAAUUGGUUGUCGUUAGUUUUCUGAUAAUUUAAGUGCUACCAGUGGAACUGGUUGAAGAAGCCUGCUGAUGUAACUGGUCGAGAAUGUCCCCACUGGACUAACAGCGUGACAAGGAGUUACCUGAAACUAGGUGGGUGUCUCCUGUUCCUAUACGCCGCGCCCCUGCGCGCACAGACGGCAUCAAUCAGGAAGACGGAGGCUCCGCCAGAGCAGUUCAUGAACUUCUCCCGGCGGGCCUACCUAGUCUCUCUUCUUUUUUGCAGUUGUUUGGACGGAAACACACAGUCGACAUGCUCAUUAAAGAAUUCCGAGUCGUCCUGCCCGUAUCGGUGGAGGAGUACCAAGUGGGCCAGCUGUACACGGUGGCAGAGGCCAGUAAGAAUGAGACCGGGGGAGGAGAAGGAGUGGAGGUGCUGGUGAAUGAGCCGUAUACGAAGGAUCAAGAGACGGGCCAGUACACCCACAAGGUGUACCACCUGCAGAGCAAAGUACCAAACAUUAUCCGCAUGAUCGCUCCAAAAGGUUCCUUGGAGGUGCACGAGAAGGCCUGGAACGCUUAUCCUUACUGUCGAACCAUGAUUACAGAACACCUACAUGAAAGAGAAGUUCAUGAUUAAGAUUGAAACGUGGCACAAGCCCGACAUGGGGGAUCAGGACAACGUGCACGGUCUGGAGGAAAGCACAUGGAAAGGAGUGGAAGUUAUUGAUAUUGACAUUGCCGACAACAGUGUCAUCAGUCAAAAGGACUACAAAGCAGAGCAGGACCCUGCCAUCUUUAAGACGAAGAAGACGGGCAGAGGGCCUCUGGGACCUGACUGGAAGAAAGAACUUUCUAACAACCCCAACUGCCCACACAUGUGUGCCUAUAAACUUGUAACUGUUGAAUUCAAGUGGCUGGGACUACAGAAUAAGAUGGAGAACUUCAUUCAGAAGGUGGAGAAGCGCUUGUUUACCCACUUCCACAGGCAACUGUUCUGCAGUAUUGACAAAUGGAUAGAUCUGACGAUGGACGACAUACGGCGUAUGGAGGAGGAGACGAAGAAGGAGCUGGAUGAGAUGAGGCAAAAAGAUGAAAUAAAAGGGAUGUCAGUUGAUGAGUGAUGGGAAGUAACUUGUCUCUUUUAAACUGGUGCAUUUCAUCCAGCAAGCUGUCACUCCACUUGUUGGACUUUAGGGAACUACAACUUCUUCCUCAUCAAGAAUACCAUUCUGACAUCCUAAUAAAAAUGCUCUUAAUAAGAGCUCAGUGCUGUGAAGCAUUUGUGCAUAUGGGGCGGGGACAACAACCACAACAAGGUAGUGUACUUGUUGAUGUGUAUUUUCUUUACCGGAUCUUCUACUACUGUGCGCCUGUUUUCAAACGAUACCACCGAAGUGUAUCAGGUGAGCGGGUGAUGGAGGAGAAUGCGGAGCAGCAGCCCACCGCGAGGGAGGGACGCUGCGCAGGGGAGAGCUUCAGUGACACCCUCUCCUCUGAUGCCACCCAGUCUACGGGCAGCAAACUGGCCCUGCGCCAUCGCCUCAGCCAGCUAAUGACUUGCGUGGAUGACUUGGACCCCAGAAACGAGCUGCAGGAGAGAAUGGUCAGGACCCUGGACAAUGCCUUCCUUGCCUGUGCCAAGAGAGCCAACAAGCCAAAGAGGGACAGUUUCAGGCUUCACAUGGUGACCUGGAAUGUCGCCACUGCCGACCCCCCAGAAAACGUGACCUCACUCCUCCACCUCAAUUCACCAAAAAGUGCUGACCUCUACGUGAUUGGUCUGCAGGAAGUGUACUCGGGGCCAGUGAGAUUUGUGUCGGACAUGGUGUUCAGUGACCCGUGGAGCCAGCUGUUUAUGUCCACCUUAGCACCCCGGAAAUACAUCAAGGUGUCAUCUAUAAGAAUGCAGGGUCUGCUGCUGCUCUUCUUCUCCAAACUGGAGCACGUCCCGUUCAUCAGAGACAUCCAGGCCACCUACACGCGCACAGGCAUCUUUGGCUACUGGGGUAACAAAGGUGGUGUGUCGGUGCGUCUGUCUUUCUACGGCCACAUGCUCUGCUUCCUCAACUGCCACUUGACUGCUCACAUGAAUUAUGCCUCAGAGAGAGUGGGGGAGUUUGAGUACAUCUUGGACAUGCAGACCUUUGACUGCAAAAAGGCCUCAAGAGUGACCGACCACCGGCUGGUGUUCUGGUUUGGGGAUCUUAACUUCCGGAUCCAGGACCACGGCAUGCACUUCGUCCGCUCCUGUAUCAACAAGCAGACCUACAACCUGUUAUGGAGCAAUGACCAGCUGAACAUGAUGAAGAAAAAGGAGCAGCUGCUGCAGGAGUUUGAGGAGGGGCCACUGGACUUCCAGCCCACAUACAAGUUUGAUUUGAAGUCUGAUACUUAUGACAGCAGGCUCCAAAAUACAUGGUUUGGCUUUAACGGCAAGAAGCGAAAGCCUGCCUGGACCGAUCGGAUUCUGUGGCGCGUUCGACCCAGAGCCCCGCCGCCUGACGGCCAAGAAGCAAACAGCACGGCAGCGGACGGGAAGACGCCCGAAGAGACCGAGGAGGACGAGUAUCCCCUGAAAGUCAGGCAAGACCUGUACAACAGCAACAUGGAGUACAGCAUCAGCGACCACAAGCCCGUGGUCGGCGUCUUCACGCUGGAGCUCAGGAAGCUGUGCGACACGCCGCUGGUGCGCCUGCAGGCGGAGGGAGACUGGAGCGCGGACAUGGACGCCAUGGUCCUCUACAGCCCCCUGCAGCCCUUCCCCGCCAGCACCUGGGACUGGAUCGGCCUCUACAAGGUGGGGUUCAGCAGCCCGUGGGACUACAUCACCUACACCUGGGUCAAAGACGACGAGGCGGUCUUUAAUGAGGAAGUGAUGCAGGUGUUUGUGAGUAAAGAGGAAAUCCCCGUGAGGGGAGCGGAGUGCGUGCUGUGCUACUACAGCAGCGCUCUGCGCUGCAUCAUUGGAAUAAGUGAAGCGUUUAAGGUGCUGGAGUCCAGGGUGGCCCUGGAGGAGGGCUUGCUGCCCGAAAGGACCAGUGGACUCAACAGAAUCGCAGCGAGUGACGACUUCUGAAACGAGCCUCACUCAUGCGGUGUGAUCCAAUGGUUCCAUUCCUUUAAAAAUAACUUGUUUUUCUUAAACUGCAGCUGCCGAAGCCACCUGUCCAAGGUGUCCCUCGCCCCCACUGACCUAUCACGUCUACCUGUGAGCCUCUCUGUCCCUCUGCAACCUGCACUUAGUCUCCUGUGCAAACCGCUCUCUGUGGUGAUCGACCAGUUACUGUACUGCAGAGGACGUUACGAUAAAAAAAAAAAAUGGAUGUAUGUUUGAUUUUUGAGCCAUAAAUUAGAUAUGUAGGUACAAUGAGAAAGCAGGCUGCCUGGUCACACCUGCUGCUGUAUGUGGUCAGCUUCCUGAUGAAACACUGACUCAUUUACAGCCCUCCGGUCAACUAUCACAGGACUGCUAUAGUGACAAAAGGGAAUUCUAACAUUCACAAAGCUCGUUAGCCACUGUUGGUUUAAAAGGCAGUAAAAUCACACCAAUGUGUCCUGGAAUAUUCAGAGUGAAGAAUGAUGAGUCGGCACGUGCUGCUGUCCAGAUAGAUGGAAAGAAUGCCAGUCUACGGUUUGUCCAAAUACCUGUGUCCACAGGUGAACAUUUCACUUGUAGGAUUAAAGUGGGUUUGGAAGGAUUCAUAGAAGUGGGCUGCUGUAGGAAGUCAUGGGACGUUUGUUCAGUUAUGAUUUGCUUUUUCAGGAAUUUUUAGCUUACCGGAACUUUUGAAAAAAAAAUGCAUUCAUUCCCCUUUUAAUGCUCACUGUGGCGAAGUAAACUUAAAAGUAAUAUUGCACUGUUUAAACUUUAUGCACCGAUUUGUAUAGUUGAUUUUAUUAUUAGUGUUACAAAGAAAAUAUGAUCUUCUCUUUUUAUUGACCAAUAUGGACUCAGCAAGUGCCUUUGAACCGACGUUUGCUUUGUGUGGAUGCUGCUUCACUUUGAAGCUGAUCUGUCAGCAUUUUCAUGGCUUCUUCAAAUCACUUUUCAUUAUUUAUGAGGAAACUUCGAGUCACAUCUGAAUGUUGUUAUAAUGAUAUAAAUGUUAUAAUUUGACUGAAAUCUAUUAGUUUGUUACUGGAAUUAUCUCACUGUUUUUUUCGUUUUUUUCAGUUAAUAACUGGUGUAUUGUAACAAAAUACCAAGCUCAGAUAUUAAACAUGUGUAA
This is a messenger RNA of Menidia menidia (Atlantic silverside), 4391 nucleotides long. Lineage: Eukaryota; Metazoa; Chordata; Actinopteri; Atheriniformes; Atherinopsidae. The record is from the annotation of a GenBank genome assembly.